AUAUAAAUAUUUCAUCCACUCGGAAGAUAAAUUUGGUGUGCAGUAGUGUUCUCGGUGUAGGCCGACGUGACUAGAAAGGAAAAUCUCAGCAUAUUUAUGUGCUCGAUGCGCCAAGAAGUGUAGUGUGCAGUGUGGAAAGCAGAACUUCAAGUUACUUCUUUCGGUGCAUAUUUCGACUGAGAUAACCUCGAGAGAACGCAAGAGAUAGAGAGAGCGGUUUUUCAGCGGUGUGUUUUUGUUGUUGUCUUUCGAGACGUUUUGUGCAUAUCGGAGACUGUGAUGCACCGCCGUGCUACAUAUGUAAAUCGUCGACAUCGUCUUUAAUGGUAGUAGCAUUAACAUAGGAGCGCCCAGAGGAAUUUGAAGUGCUAUUGUGAUUCAAAACAGGAAAACGAUUCAUGUAACGUGAAAAGUGCAGUGAUCCGAGCGAGAAAUUCCAAAACAUAAAACAUAAAUCUCAGCAUCGUGCAACUUGGGGAAAAAAUUCUGUGCAGUGAUCAACUUUCGAACCGAAAACCAAGAAGAAACAAACCAAGCAAGAAGGAGUUACAUCGAGCCGAUCCCCCGAAGAAGCAGACGAGUUUUAUGGUGUGGUUUUUAUGAAGAUUGUUACAUCUCGGUGUUUGAGUCUAAGGACGUUAUAUUAACGUCCUACUCAUGUAUAGUUGGCCGGAACGAUGGCCAAACUAAAAUCGUCAUGUAUAGGUGUUAUUAAAUUAUUUAUUUUAAUUAGUCUAAGUUUAAGUAGCAAUGCACAGCGAAAAACAUUAAGUAGUAAUAGGUCAGUAGCAAAUAGGCCGAUCCAUCGUGUUCACCCGUGUGAGCAGAGCAGUUGCUAUCCGGCGACGGGUAAUCUGCUGAUUGGACGCGAGAACCGACUCUAUGCGUCUUCGACCUGCGGAGUGGUCAAGCCCGAGCGUUACUGCAUCGUGUCCCAUCUGGAGGAGAAGAAAUGCUUCCUGUGCGAUACCCGGCCCGAGACGGCACACAUCCCAAUGAAAAAUCAUCGCGUCGGACAGAUCAUCUAUAAGAACCAGCCCGGCACACUCGAGCAAUCCUGGUGGCAGUCGGAGAAUGGCAAGGAGAAUGUGACGAUCCAGCUGGAUCUGGAGGCCGAAUUCCAUUUCACCCAUUUGAUCAUUGUGUUCUCGACGUUCCGGCCGGCGGCAAUGCUGAUCGAGCGAUCGUACGAUUUCGGUAAGACCUGGCACGUGUACCGAUACUUUGCGCACAACUGUCGCGAUGCGUUCCCGCAUGCGCCCACGACCAGCAAGAACAUAACCGACGUCAUCUGUGAUCAUCGGUACUCGAGCGUGGAGCCAUCGAAGAAUGGUGAAGUCAUUUACCGGGUGUUGCCACCGAUGAAUAUUGAGAAUCCGUACGCAGAACACGUGCAGAAUAUGCUAAAGAUGACGAAUCUCCGAAUUAACUUCACGAGACUUCACACGCUCGGGGAUACGUUGCUGGACGAUCGCCAGGAGAUUCAGGAAAAGUAUUAUUACGCCAUCUCGAAUAUGAUUGUGCGAGGGUCCUGUUCGUGCUACGGUCAUGCUUCACGUUGUUUACCGUUGGAGGGGGUACGGAACGCUAUCGAUAUGGUGCACGGAAGAUGUGAAUGUACACACAACACGAAAGGCCUCAACUGUGAGGAAUGUGAGGACUUUUUCAAUGAUCUCCCUUGGAAACCUGCAUUGGGCAAGCAGACAAAUGCUUGUAAAAAGUGCCACUGCAACAAUCACGCUACUAGCUGUCACUUCGAUCCGGCGGUUUAUGAGCUCACGGGUCGUGUUAGUGGCGGUGUGUGCGAUAACUGUCAGCACAACACCCAGGGACAUCACUGCGAGGUGUGCAUUCCAUUCUUCUACCGGGAUCCCAACGAAGAUAUCCAGAGCCCUUACGUAUGCAAGCCGUGCGAUUGUGAUCCACGGGGUUCGCUGGAUGACGGCAUCUGUGAUUCAGUGGCCGACGAGGAGAACGGAAUCGAGGCUGGUGCGUGUCACUGCAAGCGCAACGUGAAUGGUCGUCGGUGCGAUCAUUGUAAGGAAGGUUUUUGGAACUUUGACGAGAACAAUCCCGAGGGUUGUGAAUCGUGUAUGUGUAACAUCUUGGGUACAAUUGAUAACGCCGGCUGCAAUGUACACACGGGAGAGUGCACCUGCAAGCGAUUUGUUACCGGACGUGAUUGUAACCAGUGUAUUCCCGAGACUUAUGGAUUGUCAGACAGUGCUGAAGGUUGUACGCUGUGUAACUGCCAUCCGGGAGGUUCGUUGGACAACAACUGUGAUGUGAUCACUGGACAGUGCCGUUGUCGACCACAUAUGCAGGGCCGAAAUUGUGGAGAACCCAAGCAACAUUUCUUCAUCCCAACGCUGCACCAAGUCGUGGAAGCGGAAUUUCCUGGCACGGAUUGCUAUCAUUAUUCCUCCUCUGGUAACUGCUCUAUUGUUAUUCGCGAACAUCCGCAUGAUCGCGUGCCUGGUCGGACCGGGCCGGGAUUCAUCCGUGCAUUCGAAGGGACGGAGGUGAAGUUUACCGUCGAUGAUGUUCCGAAGACGAUGAACUACGAUGUAUUGGUACGCUAUUCCCCACAAAUGAAGGGCGAUUGGGAGGAGAUUCGGAUGACAGUCGUUCGCCCUGAUGAGUACGAUCCGGAGGGGCCGUGUGCAAAUUCGCAUCCGGAAUACGAGCGGAACAUUCAUACCACACUGUCAGAGUAUGAAACUAGUGCCGUGGCGUUGCAUGAUGUUUGCCUGGAGACGGGCAAGACGUAUAAGUUCAUUGUAUCAUUCCAGCGUCACAACCCAUAUGAUGAUAACCCAUCGGCGCAAAUUUUGAUCGAUUCCAUUGUCUUGGUUCCGCGCAUCGAGGUGACGCCAAUCUUCCAUGGAUCCCCUCAGGCAGAGGUCAGAUAUAGGGAAUAUAAAGAUUUGGGAUGCAAUCAGUCGUAUUACGAUGUGAACUACGAUAUCAACGCUAGACCAGAGUGCAAACAGCUGCUGAACACUGUUAGCGUACUCGUAUUCAAUGGUGCCACAGCUUGCGAGUGUAACCCGACAGGUUCGACGACUAAGAAAUGCGAAGAAUACGGUGGAUAUUGCUCCUGUAAGACCAACGUGGUUGGUCGACAGUGUGACAAAUGUGCACCGGGAACGUAUGGCUUCGGACCAGAGGGGUGUAAGUCGUGUGACUGUAACAGCAUUGGAUCGAAGGACAAUGACUGUGAUCUGGUGACCGGACAAUGUAGUUGCCAUCCGAAUACUUAUGGGCGGGAGUGCGACCAGUGUCAACCAGGCUUCUGGAACUUCCCGAACUGUCAGAUGUGUGAGUGCAACGGACACACCCCGGUGUGCAAUCCCAAGACCGGUGAGUGCUCGCAGUGUCAGGACUUCACUCGUGGCUGGAAGUGCGAUCGCUGCUUGGAGGGAUACUACGGAAAUCCACUGCUAGGAUCGGAGAUUGGUUGCCGACCGUGCCGUUGUCCGGAUACAAUUGCAUCCGGCCACUCAUACGCUAACGAGUGCCUGCUGGAUCCGAAAACGAACGAUGUGAUGUGUUUGUGCGAUCAAGGCUACGCGGGGGCUAAGUGCGAUGUGUGUGCGGACAACUACUAUGGCAAUCCGGAUCGCCCAGGAGGAAUCUGUCAACUGUGCGAUUGUAACAACAACGUGGAUCUGAAUCAGCCAGGUAAUUGCGAUGCCAAGACGGGACAGUGCAGACAAUGCUUGUACGAAACGGAGGGUGAUCACUGCGAGUAUUGCCGUGAUGGAUACUAUGGUGAUGCCCUGCAGCAGGAUUGUAGACCUUGUGACUGUCACGGGCUCGGAACGAAUCAGACUAUUCAGCACUGCGAUCGUCAUACCGGCCAGUGUCCGUGCUUGGCUAACGUGCGGGGACAGUAUUGUGAGGAGUGUAUCGAGAAUCACUGGAAGAUCGCUAGCGGAGAGGGCUGUGAAUCGUGCAAUUGUGAUCCCGUUGGAUCGGUUAAUGAACAGUGCAAUCCGUACGAUGGCCAAUGUACCUGCAAGCAAGGAUUUGGUGGACGUCAAUGUAAUCAAUGCGAAACCAACUUCUGGGGUAACCCGAAUGUGUAUUGUCACCCUUGCGAAUGUAACCCAUAUGGUUCGGCAACCCAGCAAUGCCAUCGCGAAACAGGUCAAUGUGUGUGUAAUUUGGGAAUCGGUGGAUUUAAAUGUGAUAAAUGCGCACGUGGUUAUCUUGGCGACGCUCCGUACUGUGAACCCUGCGGCGAGUGUUUCGACAACUGGGACCUUAUUCUCGACGGUCUAAAGGAAGAAACGAAUCGUACGAUCGGCGAGGUGAAGGCAAUCAAAACGCUUGGCGCUACAGGUGCAUAUAAGAAGGAGUUCGAUUCGAUGGCCAAGAAAAUCGAUGUGAUCAAGGGCUUAUUAACGAACACGAUAUCCGAUCGGGAGAUUGAUGCUAUCGACACACGAAUUGCCGAUAUUCGAGAACAUUUGAAGUCGUCACUGAAGACACUGGAGGAGUCGGAGAAGCGGCUCCAAGAUACAGGAUCGAGCAUUAACUACGCAAACAUUGAAAUCGAUGAUCUGAGCAGACGAGCCGAAGAGGUGAAACAGUUGGCCAAUUAUCUGAGGGAAAACGCUACCAAACUACAGGAGGGUAACAUUGAGGGAGCACUGAAUCUGACGCGAGAUGCUUGGAACAGGGUCACCUUGCUCGGGGAGACAAAUAUGGAGAUCCAGGAGCUGAAUGACAACGCCGAAAGGCAAUGCAAGCGGACGGAGGUGCUACUGAAGAAGCAACAGGAGCACAUCGAGAACACGCACGCCAAUAAUGAGGCUUCCUUCCUGAAAUACCAAGACGAGCUGGACACUUUGAACGCGAACAUUCCGGAUCUCAAUGAGCGCAUCUGUGACAGACGAGGGGAUCCUUGCGAUGAGCUGUGUGGCGGUGCCGGGUGUGAUGGCAAGUGCGGAGGGUUGACGUGCGAUAAAGGUGCCCUGACUAGGUCCGAGAGGGCUUUGUAUUACGCGAAAAAGACAGAACAAAGCAUCAAGGAGAAAGAGGAGUUGGCCGAUGAUAUUCUGCGAUCUAUGUUCCAAGCAAAAACGAAUGCUUCGGAAGCAUUUAAGAAGGCGAAAAAGGCUCACGACAAAGCGAAGGCUCAUCACGAUGAGACGCGCGACCUGAUCGAUGAAGCCAACACAGUGGUGACGGCCCUCACUGAUAUAAUUGAUAACAACACGGCAACUCCGGAGAAAGUGAAAGUGCUGGCGGAUAAAAUAAUGGAGUAUACUCUUCAGCUUGACCCGGUCCAGAUUCAGGUGCUGGCCGAGCAAAUCGACGAAGCGGUUUCACAUCUAGAAAAUGUUGAAGCGAUCAUUCGAAAUACCGAGGAUGAUCUCGUUCGCGUUGAACAACUCAAAGACAGCACCCUCAGUACGAAGAAUCGCGCCGAGAAGGUUUUGGAAGACGCAAUUGGUGUGACGAAGGCUCUCGACGAUGCAGACGAAUCACAGAAAAAGGCCCGCCAAUCCAUCAAACGAGCCAAUGAAGACAUCCAGUCUGCCAAGAUUGACUUAGAGGAGAUCGACAAAGAAACUGAUGAUGCGUCUAAUCGGGCAAAUAUCACGGCUAGCAAAGUGGACGAGUUGAAGACGCGACUCAACCGACUGCACGUUAGCAACGUUCAGAACGAACAAGAUGCGGAGGAGAUCAUAAAGCAAGCGGAAGCGGUAAAAGAGUCGGCCAACAACGCUCAUGAUUUGGCUACACAGUUGAAAGAUAACUAUAAAACAGCCAACGUAACUCUCUCGGCCAGAUCGAAUGCUUCGGAGAGCGCCCGUGAGCGAGCCCAGAACCUGUUGAACCGUGCGUCCAAAAUCACAGUCGAAACCACUAACCAGCUCAAGAAGCUACAAGAGCUCUACAAAACGUACGAAUCAAAUCAAAAGGAUCUCGACUCGCUCGAGGUGCAGAUUCAUGGACUAUCUGACCAGAUCAACACACAUCUCAACAAGAUCCAAAGCGAUGCGGAUCGUUACCGACAGUGUACGACGUAGAAUAACUAGUUCAAUUAGAACGCCGAAACAUGAACAAACUAAUUAUUGUCUGCUAACAAGCUUUGUGUUCAAUGGUUUGAUGCAAAAUAAUGUUUAUAUUAUUCGUCUGUGGAUUUUAGAACAAAAUAGACGUAACCCAUCAAAGCAAUAUAUUCAGUGUUCGAAAAACGUUUUAGAUUCUUUUAUACAAUAGUAGAGUACAAGUGUCGUUUUUUACACCUAACAACCUUCAAAAAAGUGCCAAAAACGUGAAACGAUAGACUAAACCAGUUUCUUCCAUGAGUAUGUGUUUUUUUAUAUAUCGAUUAAUGAAUAUAAUGCUUAGAACAACAUCAUCUCACUCAAUAUUUUUACAAUAACAUGCAACAGCUGUACAGAAGCAAACAUUGCGAUUUAUUCGUAACUCAAGAAUGCCAUUUUGUUCUACCAGUGGGUAUAUGCUAGCGCUUAAAAUUGCAAUAUACUGUUCGGAGAAGUUACAAUCGAAAACGCAAUAGAGCGUCUGCAGAAUUGAAUCAUUUAUGUGUAACAAAAAUAAAAAGUAAACUUUUAGUUCAUACGUUUUACUAGCAAUACGUAGUGUACUAAACUAGAUACUAGAUGAAAGUGAGUAAGAAGAAAGCAAUCGCGAACAGUCAUACCGAUGUCACUGCUAUUAUUUUAUAAAUACGAUCGCAAAUAAAAUUAUUUGUAGUGUAGUCAUAAAUCAAA
Molecule: messenger RNA, 6755 nt
Organism: Toxorhynchites rutilus septentrionalis
Lineage: Eukaryota; Metazoa; Arthropoda; Insecta; Diptera; Culicidae
Gene: LanB1
Product: laminin subunit beta-1
Exons: 18
Coding region: 678-6044 (1788 amino acids)
Source: RefSeq, a predicted model, not a curated record